Nerophis ophidion (straightnose pipefish) is the source of this 7338-nucleotide messenger RNA. It is a transcript of the gene sult4a1, whose product is annotated as sulfotransferase family 4A, member 1. The transcript has 7 exons. Bases 120 to 887 code for a protein of 255 amino acids. Gene Ontology annotation, molecular function: sulfotransferase activity. Gene Ontology annotation, cellular component: cytoplasm. Lineage: Eukaryota; Metazoa; Chordata; Actinopteri; Syngnathiformes; Syngnathidae. The record is from RefSeq and is a predicted model, not a curated record. Gene Ontology annotation, biological process: sulfation.
AGUGAGAGCAUUACGUCACUUUUGUUGCCCCGGAAGCAGUGACGAAUCUGCAUUGAAUGAAGCAUACUGCAUUUUGGUAAACAUAUCGCUCAUGUGGAUUUAAGUGUUCUGACACUACGAUGGCAGAGAGUGAGGUCGAAACGCCGAGUACUCCGAUCGAGUUUGACAGCAAAUACUUCGAGUUUGAUGGGAUUCGUCUGCCUCCCUUCUGCAGAGGAAAGAUGGAGGAGAUCGCCAACUUCUCCAUCAGAGGGAGUGACAUAUGGAUUAUAACCUACCCGAAGUCAGGCACCAGUCUACUUCAAGAGGUUGUGUAUCUUGUGAGUCAAGGAGCAGACCCAAAUGAGAUUGGCUUUAUGAACAUUGAUGAACAGUUGCCUGUCUUAGAGUACCCUCAACCAGGCCUGGACAUCAUAAAGGAGCUUAUGUCCCCCCGCCUGAUCAAAAGUCAUCUUCCCUACCGAUUCCUUCCCUCAGGAAUACACAAUGGAGAGGCAAAGGUAAUAUACAUGGCUCGUAACCCAAAAGACUUGGUAGUAUCCUACUACCAGUUCCACCGAUCUCUUAGGACCAUGAGCUACCGAGGAACCUUCCAAGAGUUCUGCCAGCGUUUCAUGAAUGAAAAGUUAGGAUAUGGUUCCUGGUUUGAACAUGUUUUAGAAUUUUGGGAACAUCGUAUGGACUCUAAUGUCCUCUUCUUGAAAUAUGAAGAUAUGUACAAGGAUCUUGGAGCUUUGGUGGAGCAGCUAGCAUGGUUCCUGGGUGUGUCGUGUGACAAGGCUCAGCACGAGGCCCUGGUGGAGAGCUGCAACCAGCUUAUUGAGCAGUGUUGCAGCUCGGAGGUGCAGUCAAUUGGGUCAAGCAAGUGGACACACAUUUGUAAAUGAUUACAAGAUAAUGAGAUAUUAUUGCAUUAAAAGCAGAAAUAACAUUUUUCUACAUAAUUGGAACUUUAUAUUGUUACACACAUACAAACCCCGUUUCCAUAUGAGUUGGGAAAUUGUGUUACAAUGAUUUGCAAAUCCUUUUCAACCCAUAUUCAAUUGAAUGCACUACAAAGACAAGAUAUUUGAUGUUCAAACUCAUAAACUUUUUUUUUUUUUGCAAAUAAUAAUUAACUUAGAAUUUCAUGGCUGCAACACGUGCCAAAGUAGUUGGGAAAGGGCAUGUUCACCACUGUGUUACAUCACAUUUUUUUUAACAACACUCAAUAAACGUUUGGGAACUGAGGAAACUAAUUGUUGAAGCUUUGAAAGUGGAAUUCUUUACUGUUCAUGCUUGAUGUACAGCUUAAGUUGUUCAACAGUCCGGGGUCUUGUUGUCGUAUUUUACGCUUCAUAAUGCGCCACACAUUUUCGAUGGAAGACAUGUCUGGACUGCAGGCGGGCCAGUAAAGUACCCGCACUCUUUUGCUAUGAAGUCCCUGAAAUAAGCAGGGGUGUCCAUGAUACCGUUGCUUGGAUGACAACAUGUUGCUCCAAAACCUGUAUGGACCAUUCAGCAUUAAUGGUGCCUUCACAGAUGUGUAAGUUUCCUAUGCCUUGGGCAGUAAUACACCCCCAUACCAUCACAGAUGCUAGCUUUUGAACUUUGCGCCUAUAACAAUCCGGAUGGUUAUUUUCCUCUUUGUUCCGGAGGACACCAUGUCCAGUUUCCAAAUAUAGUUUGAAAUGUGGACUCGUCAGACCACAGAACACUUUUCCACUUUGCAUCAGUCCAUCUUAGAUGAGCUCAGACCCAGCGAAGCUGGCGGCGUUCCUGGGUGUUGUUGAUAAAUGGCUUUUGCUUUGCAUAGUAGAGUUUUAACUAGCACUUACAGGUGUAGCGACCAACUGUAAAAAAUCAAAUCAAAUCAAAUCAACUUUAUUUAUAAAGCACAUUUAAAAUUUACCACAGGGGUAGCCCAAGUGCUGUACAAUGGACCGGUUAAAAGAUAAUACGAGGACCAAGCAAACAACACAACACAAACAGAACAUGAUAAAAAAAAACAAAAAAGAAAACAUAAAAACAGGUUCACAGCAGGUGUAUAAUGGGGUGUCAUUGCAGGAUGGAUAUCACUUAAUGUUAAAAGCCAAGGAAUAAAACUAUGUUUUUAAGAGAGAUUUAAAAACAGGAAGAGAGGAGGCUUGUCUAACACUCAGAGGUAGGUCGUUCCAGAGCUUGGGAGCAGCAGCAGCAAAACCUCUGUCACCCCUAAGCUUCAACCUUGUGCCAGGGACCGUCAGUAGCAGCUGAUCGGCUGAUCUUAGGGAUCGGGUGGGGCAGUAAGGCUGAAGAAGGUCGGAGAGAUAUGUUGGCGCGAGGUUGUUUAGACAUUUAAAAACAAGUAGAAGGAGUUUAAAAUUGAUUCAAUAACGCACAGGGAGCCAGUGAAGGGACGCUAAUAUAGGGGUGAUGUGCUCACGUCUGCGGGUCUGUGUUAGCAGACGAGCAGCAGAGUUCUGCACGAGCUGCAGGCGGGCGAGGGAGGCCUGGCUAAUGCCAACAUACAGGGAUGGCCUUGCAGUAGUCUAAACGAUUCAAGAUAAAGGCGUGAAUUAAUUUAUCAAGGUCAUGUCCUGACAGAAGCGGUUUCACUUUCGCUAUUUGGCGUAAUUGAUCAAAGCUUUUUUCAACGACGCUGCUGAUUUGUUUUUUGAAUUUAAAAUCUGAGUCAAACUUUACCCCCAGGUUUGUGACACAGUCGCUGAGAUACGGGGUCAGAUUGCCGAGGUCAACGCUGGGUGAGGGAGAGCGACUUGGACCGAACAACAUAACUUCUGUUUUGUCUUCAUUUAAGACUCAGGAAGUUAGCUGAAAGCCAGGCUUUGAUGUCGUGCAGGCAGUCAAUGAGACGUUGAACUGUGUUGUUUUGUGCCAUGGGAAAAUAGAUCUGGCAAUCAUCGGCUUGAAAAUUAAAUGCGAUGCCAUACUUCCUAAAAAUAGAACCAAGGGGGAGAAGGUAAAGCGCAAAUAAGAUUGUGGCAAGGAUUGAGCCCUGGGGGACCCCGUGUGGUAGAGGAGCUGUGGAAGACAUAAAACUGUCUAUUUUUACACAAAAACUCCUGUCGGCUAGGUACGACCGGAACCAUUUGAGGGCGGCGCCCUUAAUACCCACACAGUUCUCAAGACGAGUGAUUAAGGUGGCGCGGUCGACAGUGUCGAACGCGGCAGACAGACCUAAAAGCACUAGGACGACAUAUUUGCCAGAAUCAGUUGACAGGAGGAUAUUGUUAAAAACUUUUAGAAGCGCUGACUCUGUGCUGUGGAGGGCUUUAAAACCGGACUGGAACAGCUCAGUGAUACCAUUAUCCUCUAAGAAGGGCAACAACUGACUGUAGACAACCUUCUCUAAUAUUUUGGAAAUGUAUGGAAGAUUAGAGAUAGGUCUAAGGUUAGAGAGGAGAGAGGGAAUCCAGGCUUGUUUUUUUAAGUAAAGGUCGUACCACUGCAUGUUUAAACUCUACUGGAACUAUUCCAGAAGAGAGGCUACUAUUGAUAAUGUUAAGGACACCUGAUCCCAUAGUAGCAAGUACCUCCUUAAACAGGCGAGGUGGGAGGGCAUCUGCAGGAGAACCAGAGGGCUUCAUAUGACUAACUGUGUCAUUUAAAAAAGAAAAGGACACCGGCUCAAACUGAUGGAAAACAGAAGAGAAAUGCAGAGGAACAGAAGGGUCAUAUGAAGGCUGGGAUAAACUGGCUCUAAUUGACGCAAUUUUGUCUGUGAUAAAAUGGAAACAAUUUUCACAGAAUUCAAAAGAAGCAUCAAAACCAACAGAUUUGGGAGCAUCAAUGACAGUGUUAAUAGUUUUGAACAUAACUCUGGGGUUGUUCCAGUUAAAAGAUAGAAUCUGAGAUAGAUAUAUAUUCAUCUCUGCUUUUACAGUCAUCUGAAAGGAAAGCAGGCUUUCUCUAAAAAUGGCAAAGGACACAUGCAGCCUGUCCUUUUUCCAUCUUCUCUUUGCUCUUCUGCAUUCGCGCCUGGCCGCACGAGUGACCUCAUUCAACCAGGGCUGAGGCGUGGCUUUAGAGCGACGGUACUUGAAAGGAGCGAUCGUGUCCAGUGUUUGUAAACAAAUAGAGUUGAACCCAGAAACCAACUCUUCAGUAUUUGGACAUACAGAGGCUGCAGAAUUAUGAUCACAAAGAGUUGAAAAAAUGGAGGAGAACAGAGCAGGAGAUGACGAAUUAAACAUGCGAGAGUGUUGAGGCGGAACGCACAAUUUAACCGGACACUGAGUGGGAAGAUCAAACAGGAUCGGCAUAUGAUCAGAGAACACAGCGUCGCAAAUGUCCAAAUUUAAAACACACAAACCAUACGAGAGCACUAAAUCGAGUGUAUUCCCGGGUUCGUGUGUAGAACCACACACAGACUGUACAAAGUUAAAAGAGUCAAUGACAUUCAGGAAGCUCCUGUAUAAAGGUUCGUCUGGGCAGCAGGUGUGAAUAUUGAAAUCAUCAACAAUUAGGACACGAUCAUAUUUGGGGAGGAUUUCGGCCAGAAAUUCAGAAAAGUCAUUUAUAAAGUCUUUGUGGUACUUGGGUGGUCGAUAUAUGACGGCACACAGGACGACAUCAGAAAGACCCAGUUCAAAUAUGCAUAGUUCGAAGCUUGAAAAGGAGAAUUGCAGGUGGUUCUGACGGCAUUUAAAGUGAUUUUUAAAAACGACUGCUAAUUCUCCUCCUUUUCGGCCGGACGACCGCGGAGAAUCAAAAUAGGAACACUCCGGAGGCAGAAGUUCAUUAAGAGCGGCGGACUCCCCGACUCUCAGCCAUGUUUCUGUCAAACAGAGGAGGUCCAGUCUGCGGGAGACGAAUAAAUCCUUCAGGAUAAAUGUUUUGUUGGUCAAGGAUCUUGCUAAACAAGACCGAACUUAACGGGGGCCGGCGCGUCCAAGGCCGCUGCGUCCAAGGCCGCUGCUAAUCCAGAUGGGGCCCGACACACAGCCCGCAGGUGGCGGGAAUUCACGGCGCACCUCCGGGAGCGGGGACAGCAGGACCGAGGCGGGCAAGCUUCCCUCUGCGGACUGACGACUGGAACAAUCCAGGACCCGGCGGGAUCCAGCGAACGCGGGUGCAGGAAGAAACCAGGUACUGGACCAUACCUCCUUCGGGAAGCCACGGAAAGCCGGGCCAGGAGUGCCCUAACUCUCACCAGCUGGCCACCAGAUUUGCUGCGGCGCCGGUGGCGCUUUUGCCGGGGGGGAGGAGCCAUUGGGCGAAAAAGGAAAGCAGGAAUCCGGCCAGGUGAGAAUACUGACUUGGACGUCGAAAAACCAACGUAGAAGUUGAUCAUGUCCGUGUGAGAGGGACACAGAUCCAACAGCGUUUGGCGAUCAUACACCAACAGUGAGCUGACAGGGACAACAAAAAACGUGAACAGCACAAAAACAAACAGAGCUGACAGCGGAAGACAGCAAGCCACAGCACAUACUGGCGCCAUCUUGGAUCAAGGCCUGUAGUUACUGACAGUGGUUUUAUGAAGUGUUCCUGAGCCCCUGUGGUGAUAUCCUUUACACACUGAUGUCGGUUUUUGAUGCAGUACCGCCUGAGGAAUCAAAGGUCCGUAAUCUCAUCGCUUACGUGCAGUGAUUUUUCCAGAUUCUCUGAACCUUUUGAUGAUUUUACGGACCAUAGAUGAUAAAAUCCCUAAAUUCCUUGCAAUAGCUCGUUGAGAAAUGUUGUUCUAAAACUGUUCGACAAUUCGCUUACAAAUUGGUGACCCUCGCCCCAUCCUUCUUUGUGAAUUACUUAGCAUUUCAUGUAAGCUGCUUUUAUACCCAAUCAUGGCACCCACCUGUUCCCAAUUAGGCUGCACACCUGUGGGAUGUUCCAAAUAAGUGUUUGAUGAGCAUUCCUCAACUUUAUCAGUAUUUAUUGCCACCUUUCCCAACUUCUUUGUCACGUGUUGCGGGCAUCAAAUUCUAAAGUUAAUGAUUAUUUGCAAAAAAUAAAUGUUCAUCAGUUUGGACAUCAAAUAUGUUGUCUUUGCAGCAUAUUCAACUGAAUAUGGUUUGAAAAUGAUUUGCAAAUCAUUGUAUUCCGUUUAUAUUUACAUCCAACACAAUUUCCCAACUUUUAUGGAAACGGGGUUUGUAUAUACAGUAAACAAAUAGUCGAUGUACAUAUACAGUACAUAUUCAUUUAGCCAACCAUAACUUCAAAACUGUUAUGUACGUAAGGGGUGGAAGGAGAAGACACCACGAAAAAACUCAGGUUACCAGGUUUAUUGUAACCUUUGAUGAUUGUGUGGGGGGUGCAUGCUACUCUGCGCGUUGGUUGCAGGACUAAGUGUGGAAUUAACCGUGUAAAUAAUACCAGAGGAUGUUGUACGUGCGGGAUGGAUGAAUUCUUUGUCCGUCCGAGAGGGUGAGGCACAAAGGAAGUCCGGGGACAGGCAGGAGGUCGAGGGCAGGAGAGAAACGACAAGGUCUGUGUCCAGGCAAGGGUCCAGGAUCAAGGGAGGCAGUCCAAAAUCCGGAUGGAGGUCGAGGCACAGAGCUCGAGCACACGGAACAAGGCGGGUACUGCGAGGGAGACAAGGAACAUGAGUCAAAAAGACAAAAGGACACGAGAACUUGGGCGAGGACAACAAGAGGGAAGCCAGAGACGUAAAAAUUAGUACUGAGAGUUAACAACUUUCCGGCGUAGGUUCCAAGGAAUGACUGGUCUCUAUACUGUCCUCCUGAUUGCUGCCAGGUGCGCUGAUCGCUGACAAUCGGCAGCUGCAGCGAAGCGUGGCCGUAAAGCGUUCGGCAUGUGCGGGGCGUGUACUGGCCCUGUGGGAUCAUGCUACGGGAGAAUUGUGGGUUCGAGACCGCGCCGUGACAAAAACCCUACAUUAAUGUUUUAUAUACACUACCGUUCAAAAGUUUGGGGUCACAUUGAAAUGUCCUUAUUUUUGAAGGAAAAGCACUGUACUUUUCAAUGAAAAUAACUUUAAACUAGUUUUAACUUUAAAGAAAUACACUCUAUACAUUGCUAAUGUGGCAAAUGACUAUUCUGACUCAAAAUUUGAGAAGCACUUUGCGAUACUAUUGUAACAAUUAGUCAUUUCCUGCAUAAAGUAUCUAAUACUGGUUGAGCUAUUUCAAUGUUUUGGUAACUACUGCAUGUUUUAAUGUUUGCUUAUCAAACUCUAAAACAGGGGUUGAAUCAUUUUGAGUUCUGUUUUCUUUCUAAAUAUCCAAGAGAAAAUAAAAGAAUAAAACAAACAUUUUAAGAUUCGUAUUUUAAUUUGAGGCCGUGUGUCCUUUGUCAUUUUUUUUUCUCUUGUCAUUAAUUUAUCCACAUUUUAUUAUAAUUUUUCUCUUUUAUGUCAAUGUUUCAUUAUGCUUUAUGUCAAGUUUGUCCUUUGUU